Nerophis lumbriciformis (worm pipefish) is the source of this 1729-nucleotide messenger RNA. Its product is annotated as protein phosphatase methylesterase 1-like. The record is from RefSeq and is a predicted model, not a curated record. NCBI's taxonomy places the organism in Eukaryota, Metazoa, Chordata, Actinopteri, Syngnathiformes, Syngnathidae. Gene Ontology annotation, molecular function: protein methylesterase activity. Gene Ontology annotation, biological process: protein demethylation.
GCAGGCUUGGACUGGUGGAUACCGAGUGCUCCGUCACACGCACCUCCGCCUGGACCCCCACCUCUCUCCUCUCUGAUGCCCGAGGACGAAGCAUCUCACUGAAGUUUAGCCUCUCUGGAUGAGCAGGAGUAGAAUGGAAGGGGUGUGACAGUGGGAUGUUGACAUUUUCGUCUCUCAGUUGACUCACUUUGUUCUGAGGUGGCCUCCCAUUACUUCCUGGGGACCCCCCAGCCUCAACCAACCACUGCUUGGCCUCCUGUGAUGGCACAGUUCCUCCUGCCACUGUCACCUUCCAUUGUCCUUUCUUCAGAGCAACACCCCUUGUCAGUGAUGACAUGUCCACCAUGUCAAAGGUGUCAGCCGGCGCUGCUUAUUCGGUCCAGAGAUGUGAAAGAAGGCAUCUAGAUGUUGCCGGAAAGAGACGUUUGAGGAAAACGCCUUCCCUUUCCAUCAGCACGUACGCGCCAGAUCCAAGACUACAACCGCUUGGGAGCAAACAUGUGGGAGGAGAACUUUGAUACGGAGCAUGACGUCGGCCAGAAGCUCGACUACUCGCCCGUACCGUGGCAAGAGUACUUCGAUCAGAUGGAGGACGUAAGCGUGGGCCAGGCCGACAGCCGAGACAUCUUCAGGGUUUACAAAGCGGGACACGAGGGGCCCCUGCUCAUUCUCCUGCAUGGGGGAGGACAUUCGGCCUUGUCCUGGGCAGUCUUCACUACCGCCAUCGCCGCCAGAGUGUGCUGCCGGGUGCUUGCCAUGGACCUCAGAGGUCACGGUGAUACUCUGGUCCGCCAAUCAGAUGACUUCUCCACUCAAACCAUGUCCAGCGACAUUGCCAACGUGGUCAGAGCAUGCUACGGCGAGACUCCUCCUCCCAUUGUCCUGAUUGGCCACGGGGUCGGCGGGGCGAUUGCAGUGCACACAUCCGGCAAUGAGUUGUUGCCAACCAUUGUGGGACUGGUGGCCAUCGAUGUUGUCGAGGGAAGUGCAAUGGAGGCGCUUCACAGCAUACAGAAUUUCUUGAAAGGAAGACCCAAGUCCUUCAAGUCUAUGGACCACGCCAUCGAGUGGAGUGUCAAGAGCGGGCAAAUCCGGAAUCUGGAAUCUGCUAGAGUGUCGAUGGUUGGUCAAAUCAAAAGGUGUGAGGUGGAGGAAACUGACUCUCUGGAGCAGGCCAGCCCAGUUAGCGAUGUGGUGGUCGAACGCAACGAGGAGUUCUACGACCAAAGCUAUGAUAAAGACAACGCCGGCACGGAGGUGAGCCUCAGCGAAGGCCAGAGUGUCUACAGAUGGCGCAUAGACCUGUCGAAGUCGGAGAAAUACUGGGACGGCUGGUUUCGGGGAACGUCCAACCUCUUUUUGUCCUGCAACCUGCCAAAGCUUCUCCUCCUGGCUGGAAUCGACCGGCUUGACCGUGACCUGACCAUAGGCCAGAUCCAAGGUAAAUUCAUGAUGCAGGUGCUGCCCCCCUGUGGUCAUGCAGUGCAAGAAGACAAACCAGAUAAAGUUGCUGACGCCGUGGCCUCCUUCCUGUUACGGCACAAGUUUGCAGAGCCCAGAAGAGAAAUUAGCUCAAACUCUUUUACGGAAUGAGGUCCACAUAAUAGCAAAAAGAAGAUCCUGAUCUGAUCCACAUGCUUCAAACAACACAAACCUCCAUUAUUGCUCCAUUUUUAUGGCUGAUGUAUUGCUGUAGUUCUAAGCUUUUAACAAUAAAAUUGACAGUUAA